Molecule: messenger RNA, 1451 nt
Organism: Carica papaya (papaya)
Lineage: Eukaryota; Viridiplantae; Streptophyta; Magnoliopsida; Brassicales; Caricaceae
Source: RefSeq, a predicted model, not a curated record
CUUAAGUAAUUAACAAAUUAAUCUCUGCCUCCCUCUCUCUUAUUCCUAAUCCAUCUAUAUAUAUACGUAGAUGUAUAUAAUUGUGCAUACACAGAAAUAUUAUAGAGAAGAAAAUCAAUUAUGGUAAUGGGGUUUAGAAUCCAAGCCAAGCUCCGGCAAGCUCUUGGCUCGGUCAAGGACCAUGCAGCCAUCGGCAAGGCCAUGAUAUACAGCACUACUGGUCAAUACGACGGCAAAGAUUUUUCAGAAAUAGAGAUCGCAGUCCUCCGUGCCACCGGCCACGAUAAUGGCCCGAUCGACGAUAAACGUAUGCACGAGAUUCUCUUUCUGGUUUCCAACAGUCCCUCGCCGGCUGCCUCCGUCGCAUUUCUCGCCGAACAGCUCUCUCGCCGGCUCGCCAAGACCAAAGACCCGCUAGUCGCCCUCAAGACUCUUCUGCUUAUUCAUCGUCUCCUCCGCGGCGGCAACCGCUGCUUCGAGCAGCAGAUCCGCAGCGCUCAUGUCUCUGGCCAUCUCCAAAUCAUCACCUACCAUCAAAAUCUUGAUGAUGAUCAUCAUCUCCUUGUUGCUUUCCUCCAAAAGUAUUCAGCUUAUCUGGAACAGCGAGUGGGUUGGCUCAUCAAUCAAGCCGGGAAGCUCGAACCAGCUGCUGCUCCUUCUGCUGAUCUCAUCCCUCAAACUCAAUUCAGAUCAUCCCACGAUCAUAACAACUACAUCAACAUGGUCUUCCGGAGAUUACCCAAGUGCCAAGAAUUCUUAGAAACCGUCUUGAACUGUUCGACGCCAAUAUUAUCAUUUACUUCCUUGCCUUUCCACCAGAACUCGGCGGCGCAAGCGGCCAUGAGCAACACCUUGAAGGAGAGUUUCCAAGUCUACGUGACGUUUUACGAAGGCGUCACGGCUUUACUUAAUAUGUUCUUCGACCUGACAAGGCCCGCCAAGGCUUUAGCCUGUGAGAUUCUCAAGAAAGCCGCUCGACAAACCCAACAACUUGACGAGUUUUACCAGAGAUGCAGAAAGGUUGUCCAUAACAAAAGUUUGGAUUACCCCUCGCUACAAGUCAUCUCCAUGGAUCAUGUUCUGGCAUUAGAGCAUUGCUCUAAUAUUCCUCCGGCACCUGCCACCAUACUUUCCGAUCACCAGCUUCACUACUCAACAACUAAUAAAUUCCCAGGUAGCGUAAAUAUCAUUCCCGAUGAUAUAAAUAACGCGAGUUAUGAUUCCAGUACUGGUUUGGAUUUUAGUUUCUCGUCUACUGCUACUCUUUUUCCGUGUACGCUGGAUACCAAGAUUAGCAUGGUGUGGGUUGUGUUCGAAGAUGAUGAUGAUGAUAAUCAUCAGAAGGGAUUAUUGCAUCCUCCCCACGAAAAUGGUGAGUGAAGUAGCAUCAAUGAUCCAUCAUUAUGAAUACUUGUCCUUUUGUUUAAAGAAUUCAAUGAAUGCUUACAGAA